This is a messenger RNA of Xenopus laevis (African clawed frog), 1591 nucleotides long. It is a transcript of the gene endov.L, whose product is annotated as endonuclease V. NCBI's taxonomy places the organism in Eukaryota, Metazoa, Chordata, Amphibia, Anura, Pipidae. The transcript is spliced from 8 exons. The coding region runs from base 186 to 1040 and encodes 284 amino acids. The record is from RefSeq and is a predicted model, not a curated record.
CGCCUCCAAAGCAAGAACAAAACACUACUGUAAUGCUGAAGCACUGCACUGCCAGGUCUCCUUUACGGAAACAUUAGUAUAGGCUGGAUUACUAAUAACACAAUAGCGAAUAUCAUACAUAAUAACAGCACGUCCGCUUGAGAAGUUACAACUACAAGCAAUAUCGGUGUUAAUACAGCGCAUCAAUGACGUCAGCUGUUGAAAGGCGGAAGAACAGCGCGAAUGUUGAUAUGGCGGCUGUCGUGGCCGAAAUAGAAGCAGAGGAGGCCAAAGAACAAGAAAAGCAUCGAGCGGAACAAUCGGAAACGUUACUUAGAUGGGAGCGGGAACAGAUGCUUUUAAAAGGAAACCUGAUCACUUGCAACACAGAAGCAUGGCAAAGCCAUCCAGAUUUUUUUGGACUUCAGAGGCUAGGCGGGGUAGAUUUGUCCUACUUAAAAGAAGAUGAUACUGUUGCCUGCGCAUCACUUGUGGUCUUGAGCUACCCUGAAUUGGAGGUGAUCUAUGAAGACUGCCAUAUGGUGACCAUCAAUGCUCCCUAUGUAGCUGGAUAUUUAGCAUUUCGAGAAGUGCCAGUUUUAGUAGAUGCCAUUCAAAAGUUGCUGGAGAAAGAUCCCUGCCUGAUGCCUCAGGUCCUCAUUGUAGAUGGUAAUGGAAUCCUCCAUCACAGAGGGUUUGGGGUAGCAUGCCACCUAGGCAUACUCACUGAUCUGCCCUGUAUUGGUGUUGCCAAGAAUCUGCUCCAGGUUGAUGGUUUAGAGAAUAACGAUGAUCACAAAGAUCAGAUACGAAAGCUGCAGAAUGGAGGAGACUUUUUUAACAUGACUGGAAGUUCUGGCACUAUCCUGGGGGCUGCCCUGAAGAGCAGCUCCAAAAGCACCAAACCUAUCUACAUAUCUGCUGGCCACAAAAUAAGUCUAGAGACCGCUGUGCGGCUGGUCCACUCCUGCUGCAAAUACAGGGUUCCUGAGCCCACCAGACAGGCUGACAUUCGAUCAAGGGAGUUCUUGUGCAAGAAGACAUCCACAGCCAAUUCCUAAAAAUCCAAUCUGAGCCAGUUGUGUGCUAUCACAUCUCCUAGACUUAUUUUCAUCCUUAUUUGUAAACAGAUGGGAUUUUGUUGAGGAUUUUCUGCCGGAUACUGCUAAAAGCCAGAAAGAUGAAUGCAGUGACCUGAAUAGACAUCCUCUUCUUCUACUCAAUAAUUUACAGCAAAUAUGUAUUUUACUACAAAUUGCAUGUGCACAAAAACACUCAACUGGAAUGAGUUUGGGCUUGGAUAAACUGGGGUUCAAAGUGAAACAAGAUGCAGAAAAUAUGAGGGGGUACCAAAUCGAAAGUGAACCAGAAAUUAAAUAGGUUGAGGUAUGCGCAUCAUAAAUGCAAAAUAUAUACUAUAUCCUACUGUUUGUCUGCUAUAAUUUAUGUGUGUCACACAAUGUCAUAUUACAUUAUCCAGGCAAAAAUAAUCUUACUCUAGAUUUUUAUAUAUAUGUCUAUUUAUACAUUUUAUUUAUUAUGUAUACAUUUACUGUAUAUCUAAUACCAUUUUAGCAAUAUAUCCUGAAAAAUAAAAGAUGUGUUAAAGUAC